UCCUGCCCUGCUCAGCAGCGCAGCCCCUGCUCCAGAGGACAUGAGCAGGCUGCAGCAUGGGACAGCAUCCGAGGAGCGGGCGGUGCCCCUGCCUGCCUGAAGGAUCAGCACAGCAAGACAGGAAAGCGGGAGGGGGACACGCAGUGAAGGCUUCUGUGGAGUUCAUGGGGCGCCUGCUCCAGGUGAGAUAUACGGUGCCCUGUUACAGUCAUAAAAGAUGGAUGGAUAAACGGACGGACGGACGGAUGGAUAGAAAAAUGACGAAGUUACAUUUUGAAGGUUAAACCGGCGUUAUGACUGAAUUAGACGUCUCUGAAGGGGGGGAUGAGCCCCCACCCUACAUGAUCUUUGUGGUGGUCUUCCUCUUCUUCCUCACCGGACUGUUUGGCUUCCUUGUCUGCCACCUCCUGAAGAAGAAGGGCUACCGCUGCCGCACCGGAGAAUUGGAUGAGGAAGAGGGGGAGGAGGAGAAGAUCGGCAUAAAUGCAGACGAAGAUGAUGAGGAGAACCAGGACACUGUGGAGCAGAUCCUCAAAUGCAUUAUUGAAAAUGAAGCUAACAUGGAAGCCUUCAAUGAGAUGUUUGGAAACCAGAAGGUGUGUGUGCGCCACGACCCCAGGCUACGUAAGGAGUCCCUUGGUGGUGUUCCUCCCCAUCACCACACAGUCCACUCAGGCACCGGCCACAACUCCUGCCACCUGUGUGCUCAGGUCCGAUCUAAAAAGGGCCGGCAACAAAGCCGAACCCCCCGUAUUAAACAACGACCUGGAGAGCAGACUGUCUUCUCUGUUGGAAGGUUCAGGGUGAUACACACUGAUAAGAAGCUCCAUGGAGGCCCUAAUCCAUUGGGCAGUUCAGGGGACCAGCUGGACCAAUCCCAGGACAGCGAGGAGCGGAAGGAGGGUGUUUACAAUCUAAGAAGCAUGUUCGACGGCUCCAACGUGGUGGCUCCGAAUGUGGGGAAACGCAAGAAGAGUGUUAGCAUAUUCGGGCUGAGGCGUGGCAGCGACCCCAGCGGCAUUAAAGUCAGAGAGGGGACAGGCAGGGACACUGCAGCUGUAAGACUUGCUAUUCAGCAGCAACCUGUAGUUCUAGAGGAACUUCUGCCGGCAGAGAACAUUGAAGUCGCAUUUGAACGUGGUACUAAACCUGGUAUCAAACUUGAAGCGGAGAACUUAAAGAAUGAAACGCCUGCUUCACCUCAAUAUGAGAAUACAACUUCAGCUUCUGUUAAUUCUCCCUAUUCCAAAGCUAAGGAUCAGUCCCCUGGCUCCAAGUCUGGUCCAGAGGGUGGCUCUAAACAUGAGCCUAGUCCUCAACCUCAUACGAGCCUGGGGAUCAAACCUUCCGUUGGGAUUACAUCAGCUUCGGCACCCACUUCUCUUGCCAUUCCAUCUUUUGGACAAGCAUCUACGACCGAGGAUAAGAUGUCAAAAAAUGAAGAUGCAUUUGAUCCUGGACCUCUACAGACCUCUACUCCAAUUGCCCCCAUGCAUGGAUCCAUUCCGGGUUUAACUCCUGUCCUUCUUAAUGUUCGACCUGAACCCUGUUCUAGCACAGGUUUUACAGUUACAAAAACUCCCACGGACCCAAGCUCCAGCGCUGAUCUGGAAUCAGGAUUGAGUGCCAGCCAAGUUUUAAUAAGCUUAGGUUCAUCCUCUCCAUCUUCGUUCCCAAUCAAGACCCCCUCUUCAGACACUUCAUUAAAAACUCAUAUCUCACCCGUGGUCACAGCGAGCCCUAAACUAAGUUUAAGAAAUACUCCACCAGAGGCUGCAAAAACAACUCUUUCCCCUGCCCUCACUCCCUGCCCCAAACUCCCAUCAGGCAGAGCGUUGACUAGCCAAUCACCCGUUCCAUCUUCAUCCUUUGGAAAAAGUGCUAGUCCAUUACAAGUCAGAACUCCCUCACCUGCUAUGAUUGGUAGCCCCAGACUUGACACCGUUCCAGUAUCCCCACAAAACCCUUCUUCUACUCCAGCCGACGGAAACCGGUCCUCCAGAAGUUCACCGGGUCCAAAUUCAAAGUCGGGAAGUCUGACGUCCAUAACAUCGUUGACCAAACAGGAUAUGCUUUCUAUCCCAUUAUCUCCAAAGGAACAAGUGCUGGAAGGAGCCAGAACCCCAACGACUGAAGAAAAGACAGAAUUACAGAGGGUGGGGAUUCUCAAAACGGCUAAACUCUCGCCAGUCGAGGGCGAUUCUCCAGGUUCUGCCCUUUACUCUCCACCUGAUCAGCUUUCUAAAGACAGACUGAGCAGUUUGCCUCCGUCCCCUAGCACAACUCUGUCCCCCUCCUCACCUGUAGGGGGCAGAAUAAGUAGUGUGACCGUUGUUAAAGCCAGCCCUGACAGCAGCCGAGAAUUUUCUGUAGAAUCCUCUACCUUAAUAAAAGACCAGAAAGGAGAGACUUCUGAAACAAGGAUUGAAUCAGAAAGAGCAAUAAUUAGUCUAGCCUUUGGUCAGGGGGGAGAUGUCUUUGUUUCAGGUGUUGUUCAACCUGCAAGUCAAAGUAGAGAGACCCCUGUAGCAGAGGUUAGGCCAAGGGUGGUCCAAGAGAAGGAAGAUAUGGUGGAGAUGGAAGAUAUUAGGGACUGCAAAGUAUCGCAGGAGGAAGAAGCAGAGCGGGUAGAGGAGGAGUUGGAGAAGAUAGGAAACAUUUAGUCAAAAUGUAACUGACAGAUGUAGGCUCAUCGAUGUGAUUAACAAAGUAAAUAGUGGCCCCACACAGUGCACUAUAAAGACGGAAUGUUGGAAUAAGAUAAAUGCUUAACUGACUAAUGUAAAAUCAUCAGAUACUCUUCUUCCAUUUAAAGGAUGUGUUAGCCUUUCCACCCCAAACCACUUAUACUUAAUGUCAUAACCAUUUGGGUAACACUUUUUUGAUGGGGUUGGAUUGACACCUAAACAUAAAGGAGUCCUUUGGUCGACUAUGUUAUUUGUAAUGCAAAGUUGCCAUUGUUUAAGAUGUCUUUGUUGACAACUUCACAUCACCCAGGAGAACAUCACCAUAAACCUGUCAUACCAAAAUUGAACUAAGGGCUUUAUGUUUUAAUUAAAUCACAAUGCUAUAUGGGCUGGGUUUGAUAUUGGCUUUCAUUGGAUUGAUAUAAAUGGGUCAUUCAUAUUUUCCUUGACCUCAACUAAAGCGGUACAAUUAGAACUAGUUAACUGUCUCUAGACUUCACCAGUGAAACUGUUUGGGGUUUUAAUUAAGAUGUCAUAAGAUAUUAUAGACAGUUUGAAGACAGAAAAGAGUACUGAUCAUGUGCUUUAUGGAGCGAUGGACAGAUACCUUAACUUUUGGCUAAAGUACCUGCUAGUUGCCGUUCAAUUUGGUUAGCUAUGCCGCUGGUUGUCCUUUAAGCUACAGGACAAUGUACAGGCUCACGGAAAUCAGUUGAAAGAUUAAUGUAAAUAAUAAUCCAAGUAAUAUUUUCAAGAUAUUUCAAGUCUGGUUAAAGUCAGACUCGUAUGGCCAUUUUUAGAGCCCUGACACAAUAUAGCUACAAGUCAAUUACUGGGCUUGAUAUAAAUUGUCAUGUUUUACACAUUUUAUGAAAGUGUCAUCUAAUCUAAAACUAAAACAGAAUGCAUUUUGAGAAUGGUCAAUGUAUUUCUGUUUUGUAGUUAAGAAGGUAAAAUGUGUAGAUGCUGAUAAAGUCCUUCAGUUAAUGUCUGAUUUCCAGUGCAUUGCAGGGUAAGGGUUGCCUGUUAGCAUAAAUGCUAACAGCUACAAUCUUUUUUUGUAUAUAUUUUUUCAGUUUGCCUUGUGUUCAGUUGGUGUUUUCCUACAUUUGACAACAUGUUAAAUAUGUCACUGGCUUACACCUUGGCUGGUGGAAAAACAAAUUCAUGCUAAGGUGUUUAAUUGAUUUGCUAACAUAAUGGCUCCAUUAGAGUCGUUAACAAGAGUAAUUCAUUUUAUUUUUUGAUUGCCAUUAUAUUUAUUAUUUAAUGUACAACCCGUAGCAGUCAUUGAAGUGACCACAUAGUAAAGUCACUCCAGCAAUAUCACUAUAUUAAUAGUAAGUUAUUUUACUAUUUUAAUCAGACAUUUUCAAUGCUAAAUAUACCACAUUUCCCGUAUACUAGUCACUCAAAUCACAAACUAGUAUUAUGGGACUCUGAGAUGAGUACAUCCAGUGAAGAUUAUUUGUUAUAAUGUCAUUGUGUGAUCGGUUUUACUAUUGUUUUACCAUUGAAGCAACAGACUGUGUACUCUUUGCUGAAUAUCUUAUUAUAAAGCAGUGUGGGAGCCCCAUACCUGAAAUAA
Molecule: messenger RNA, 4275 nt
Organism: Gymnodraco acuticeps
Lineage: Eukaryota; Metazoa; Chordata; Actinopteri; Perciformes; Bathydraconidae
Gene: rell2
Product: RELT like 2
Exons: 7
Coding region: 294-2663 (789 amino acids)
Biological process (GO): positive regulation of p38MAPK cascade; positive regulation of cell-substrate adhesion
Source: RefSeq, a predicted model, not a curated record